Molecule: messenger RNA, 1446 nt
Organism: Helicoverpa armigera (cotton bollworm)
Lineage: Eukaryota; Metazoa; Arthropoda; Insecta; Lepidoptera; Noctuidae
Product: alpha-tocopherol transfer protein
Cellular component (GO): membrane
Molecular function (GO): phosphatidylinositol bisphosphate binding
Source: RefSeq, a predicted model, not a curated record
GUUGUACUUAAAUCUUUCAAGAAUAAGGUCUGAACAUCUCAAACUAAAUAAAUAUCAUAAAAAACCUGAUAACUAAGAAAAAAAUAAUAAAGCAAUAAUUAUAAUAAUUAAACAAUAAAAAAACGUGUUGUGAGACAAUGGAAAUAAUGCCUAAGAAUCAUCUUCUGGAGUUGCCUGAUGGAGCCAUUGAGCAUAUAAGAAAACUCUAUAAUUUGGAUAAACCAGGCCGGAUUGAAGAAGCCAUCAAAAUUCUGGAAGACUGGAUUCAGAAACAGGAUCAUAUUGUUAAAAAGGAUUUUAGUAAAACUUAUUUGGAGAAAACAUUGAUAUCCUGCAAAGGUUCAGUAGAAAAGUCAAAGAAGCAGAUAGACAGACUGUGUACCCUAAAAACGUUGGUCCCGAAGUUUUUUAACAAAUACCAUGUUAAGACGGAGUUGCAACAUGUGCUGGACUUAGCCUCCUUCACACCACUACCAAAAGUAACAAAGGACUUCUACAGGGUUAUUAUCAUCAAAGUCAGUAGCAAGGACUUGACGGCAGAGGCUUUCAUGCAGUAUUACCAAUACAAUAUCAUUCUCACUGAAUACAUCAAGGCGCAUGACUACGUGAAUGGGUUCAUAAUAAUCAGUGAUUACAGUCAGGUCAAUAUAUUUGAUCUUAUGACCAAAAUGAAUACAGUCGAUUUACAGCAGUUUAUUACUAUCUUAAUGGAAGGAUACGGAGCAAGAUACAUAAAGGGCAUACAUUUACUCCCAGAAUCAAAAGCUAUAGAUCUUUUCGUGAAAACUAUGAAACAGUUUUUGAGCGAAAAGAUUGGCAAUAGAAUACAUGUACACCCAAAUAUGGAUGCCUUACAUAAAAUAGUACCUAAAGAGAUUUUACCUUCUGAUUUUGGUGGUGCUGAAAAAUCUAUUGAGAAGUUGAAUGAGGAAUGGAUACAAGCAUUGAGUUCAGAAGAACACGUGGAAUAUUUGAAGAUGAUGAGCAAUGCCUGUACUGAUGAAACAAGAAGACUCGCUGGGAAAUUCAAUGAAGAAUGUAUGGGAAUGCCGGGGUCUUUUAGAAAUUUAAGUGUAGACUAAUUAUAAAGAAACCUUAUUUUAGUAAAAUAUUUAGAAGUAUUGUUAAUUGUUAUUUUAUAUGAUGAUGAUGGAGAAGUUUAUAAUAAAACAGAGUUAGGUGAUCUGGCAUCGGGCGAAUUCAAAAAGGUCACUGUGACCUUGAAAUGGAAAGCGAAAUUUAAGUCACAUGCAUGGAUUUAAGUUAUUAAGAGCCUGAUGAUAAAAGUGGCAGAAAAAUGUUUCUUAGAAAACUGCAAAAAAUCUGAAAAAUAAACCCAGUGGCAACACACUACUAGUAUUCAUGCCUAAGAAACCUUUUUUUAUACUGUUGAGAACAAUGCUUUAAUUAUGAGUUCACACUGUAAUAUAAUGAAAUUAAAAAUGU